AUAUUGGUUCGAUACCGAUUAUAUACUUGAAAAUUAGAUGAACGACGAGUCGGGCUCAGAACUGUUGCAAACGGCCGUCACUCUGGCGACACUCGCCAAUCCGUCCUUAAUGGCCGGUUGGCGAAGAGAGGAGGAGACCGCGAAAUUAGUGGACAGGACUUGUACGUUUUGUGGUAGUGUUCGUAAUUCUCCAGCUGAUUUGCAAAGGCACCUGAGAAAGCAUACAGGAGAGCGACCUUUCAAAUGCGAACGUUGUCCGAAGGCUUUUAAAGCUAAGAGGAGUUUACAGUACCAUCUGCAUUUGCAACACGCCGGUGAGGAUGAAGAUGAGGUUAUUAAGAAGAAAAUUAAGAGAGAAGAUCCCAAUUUGAGUUCAGAACAGCUGGAUGAGAUGUAUGACAGGAAAAUGUGCGGAUUUUGCGCAAAACGAUGCGAAGAUAGACAAGAUUUGCUGUCGCAUGUCCGUCUACAUAUCGACUCUUCUUCGGAUUUUGAUGGGUUGAUCGAAGAAACGGAAAGCUCAUCUGAAGAAUCAACGGCGGACGGUGAAAGCGUCGAUUUUGGUGACGAGAAUGAAGUAAGCGGAGUAGAAGCGGAAAUUUCCAGCGACGUUUUAUAUGUGAAAACCGAUACGAAAUUUAACGAACGCAUAAGAUUGCAAAGGGAGACUGUAGUAGUUAGUCGUUUGGAUGGCUUGACCGAUUCGGGUAGAAAAGUCACCUUAUUCAGAUGUCAUCUUUGCGGAAGGAUACAGGGAUCAUUAAGAUCACUUCAUUCUCAUCUCGCUAUCCAUUCCGGAAAGACAGAAAUUGGUAAAAACAAAGAGGAAGCUGAAGACAGUGGUUCAGGUUCUAUCACAGUACCGGAAAAUUACAAGCCUGAUUCAGUGGUAGUCAAAAUUGUGGAUGGAGAGGAGGUAAAAUAUUCUAGAUAUAACGGCGCGUUCGUCUGCAGAUUCUGCCCGAAAGCCUUCUAUCGAUUAUUCAGUUUGCAACGUCACGAACGUACGCAUACGGGUCAUAAACCGUGCUCUUGUCCAGUUUGUUGCCGAAAAUUUUCGGAACCCAGAAAUUUACGGGCCCAUAUGCUAAGGUUUCACGAAGGUCACGAACACUGUUUACCGGCAAACAGCCGACAAACAAGUCAGCGGCUGGCCCCUGUUUCGAAUGAUAUGCUUAAAAAGACUGAGAAUGGCAGGGAAGAGAAGGAUGAAGAUGGGGAGGUGGAAAAAGUGGCAUCGAGCGUUACUUUAUCGCGUCUAAUCAGACCGCAGAUUUCGUCUCUUCCAUUAGCUGCAGCGCCGUUCUUUACGACUUUGGGCUCGCAUUUCCCCUACGCUCUACCACUCGGCAUUAACGCCGAUAAUCCGCUGCUGAAUUACAUCGCAUCAGCGACAUCCGUUUCAACGCCAGUUUCAACUACUGUUAGUUCAACGGCAAGUCAGCAAGAUGCUAUUUCUGUUUCGAAGAGUUCUUCGCUAUCCAAGACGCAUUCGAGACUAAACGUCGUUAGGACGCCAGUAAGCCGAGAGGAUGCUUGUAAACCCAUCCAGAUGUCGGAUGGCAGAACAGUCUUCAGAUGCACCUAUUGUAAUAAGGAUUUUGGUUCUUAUUCAGACAUAAAUCGCCAUAUGGAUUUCCACGAAGAUGUGCGCCCGUACAAAUGCAAAUUUUGCGAUUAUUUCGCUAGAACUAAUAGUCAACUGAAGGUGCACUUAAUGAGGCACCAAGGCUUAUAUAAAUAUAGCUCACCCCACGAUUCAACGGUUUAGUCAUGAUGUUUACCCUUGGUCUCUUUCUUUUUCUAUUAUCAUUAUAUCAGAGGAUUUCUCUGGCUAAGGACGUUAAAUGAUUAAUGAUUAUCUCUUUAGAAGAAUAACCUCAUACUAAUUUGUUCUUUGAAGAAUUAUAUACACUAGGAUAGUUAUAAAGAUAUAAAACAUGGUGUAGUAGAUAAAUAUAAACAUCUAAUUGAUAAUCACAUCUAUUUUCUAUUUUAAAUACUUAAAAAGAUGAUAGAAAGUUUAUAAUGAAGAGAAUUUCGCAAUAUUUUCCUAAAACAUCACACGCCAUCUAUCGAGGGAAAGCAAUUGUAUAUCACCUUAAGCAGAAUGAUAAGAUAUUCAUAUAUUCAUUUAUUACUAUUAUAUUUAGUAUAUAUUAUUUAUAAAUAUUAAUCCAAUAAUUUUGACGUAACUAUUACUCGAUUUUGUAGUAUAAUCCAUUAAUAAUUAAUGAAUUUCUCAUUAUAAAAAUGCAUAUUAUUUUAAUAUUUACAG
This is a messenger RNA of Dimorphilus gyrociliatus, 2278 nucleotides long. The record is from the annotation of a GenBank genome assembly. Lineage: Eukaryota; Metazoa; Annelida; Polychaeta; Dinophilidae.